This is a messenger RNA of Dreissena polymorpha, 1667 nucleotides long. Its product is annotated as sialate O-acetylesterase-like. The transcript is spliced from 9 exons. Gene Ontology annotation, molecular function: sialate O-acetylesterase activity. Gene Ontology annotation, biological process: carbohydrate metabolic process. The coding region runs from base 105 to 1607 and encodes 500 amino acids. The record is from RefSeq and is a predicted model, not a curated record. Lineage: Eukaryota; Metazoa; Mollusca; Bivalvia; Myida; Dreissenidae.
GUUCAGAUCUAGUUCAGCAGGAGUGCCUUAAUUUAAAAGGAACAUAGUCAGUAUAUAUGGAACAAGAGUGAGUUCCGAUUGCGAUUCUAGAUGCGACAUUCCAAAUGAUGGACGGUUUACGACUGAACUUAUGUUUGAUUCUUCAAAUAUCAGCGUUUUGCUAUAAUGACGCUGCGGUGCGCUUCGCCAACUACUACGCCAGUCACAUGGUUCUUCAGAAGGCUCCUGCCCAAGCACACAUCUGGGGGACUGGAGGAGCAGUCGGUCAAUCCGUCACAGUGGUAAUAGAUGGCAAGACAGUGGGUACUCCAAUGGCAAAUGGCGCUGGCGUCUGGGAAAUUCUUCUUCCGGCGACUCCAGCUGGAGGGCCACACAAUAUAAGUGUUACCUCUAAUGGAACCACGGUCACACUGAGCGACGUUUUGUUCGGCGAUGUCUGGAUAUGCUCAGGGCAGAGUAACAUGGGGUACCAAAUAUCUCAGAUACGGAACUACUCGUCCGUAGUGACGUCAGCCAUGCAGAGACCAAACCUGCGCAUUUCAGAAUUGCGUCAAAACGCCCUGAACGCGACGGUAAAGGAGCCCCUGAUUGGAACUCCAUGGCAGAAACCAGGCCAUGAUAAUACAACACACUCAUUCUCAGCCGUGUGCCUUAUGUUCGCCAUCGAACUGUCUCAGCAUGUUACCCAACCCCUCGGGAUGGUAGAAACCGACUGGGGAGGCACCCCCGUGGAGGCGUGGUCAUCGCCCACAGCGCUCGCCGCCUGCCCGCAACACAAAAAGAAACGAGCUAUCGAUCCACAUCUUCCGAGCGUCUUGUAUAAUGGGAUGAUUGCCCCGAUAUUGCCAAUGACGAUCUUCGGUGCUAUAUGGUACCAAGGUGAAUCCAACGCCGGUAAGCCGCAGCUGUACGCAUGCCAGAUCGAGGCAAUGAUAAGCGACUGGCGCGCUAAAUUCCACCAGGCGUCUAAGAAUCAGACGAGCAACACGUUCCCGUUUGGUUUUGUCCAGCUGGCUCCGAAUCGUAACGUGACCGGAGCCCACACGGGUUUUCCUGAUCUUCGCUGGGCACAGACGGCGGAAUAUGGUUACGUGCCCAACCCGACCCUAAAAAAUGUGUUUAUGGCCGUUGCUAUGGACCUUCCAGACUACGCAUCACCCUACGGCACCAUCCACCCCCGAACUAAAGAAGAUGUAGCCGUGCGUCUGGCCCUGGCAGCUCGAGGUGUGGCCUACGGUCAACAAAAUAUCGACUUCAAGGGACCUUUCCCCACCCACUUUUCUCAGACAGGACAGAAACUGACCGUCGAGUAUGACAACGGAAACACCGAUAUAUCUGUACGGACUACCGCGGGGUUUGAGGUAUGUUGUGGACUCUCUGAAAGCCACGUGUGCCCAGGAAACGGAUGGACCGCAGCCCCAAUAUCCGGUCACAGCGCAACAUCCGUCACCUUGGACACUUCCGGUUGUCAAGGCCACAGUCACGUGGUGGCAGGAGUCCGGUAUGCGUGGGAGGAGAGUCCAUGUGACUUCAAAAAGUGCGCAGUGUAUGGACUGGGAACCAAUCUUCCCGCUCCACCGUUUGUGAAGCAAGCUCCUUUCAGUUAAACUGCACGUGACACAAUUAUGAUAUUGACUGGUCGAUUAAAUUAAAUACGUGUCGUCGAA